CAGCUGCAAAACCUCGGAGCGCAAGAGCCAGGGAGGAAAAGCCGAGGCCAGGAGCCGUGGGGGGGCCAAGGAGAAGACCCUGGAGUGUGGGCAGAUUGUGUGGGGCCUGGCCUUCAGCGCCUGGCCCGCGGCUGAGGAGGGGGACGCGGAUCCCGCCUGUGCCCUGGGGCUUCCCUGCCUGGUCCUGGCCACCGGGCUCAACGACGGGCAGAUCAAGGUCUGGGAGGUGCAGACAGGGCACCUCCUCUUCAGCCUCUUGGGGCACCAGGAUGUCGUCAGAGACCUGAGCUUUGCUCCCAAUGGAAGCCCCAUCCUCGUGUCGGCCUCGCGGGACAAGACCUUGCGCGUGUGGGACCUGAGCAGAGACGGGCGGCAGGUGCAGGUGCUGGUGGGCCACGUGCAGUGGGUGUACUGCUGCUCCAUCUCCCCGGACUGCAGCAUGCUCUGCUCCGCCGCCGGAGAGAAGUCGGUGAGUCCUGGGCAGGAUGGGGGUCUGGCUUGGCAGCACUGGGGAGGGGGCUCCUGGCAGCCCAGGGCUGACACUGGGCUGUUCUCCCCCCCCAGCCACGUGCCCCUGCAUUCCCCGCUGGAUUACAGCAGUGACAUCCACACCAGCUCCCUGCGCUCCGUCUGCUUCUCCCCAGAGGGUCUCUACCUGGCCACGGUGGCAGAUGACAGGCUCCUGAGGAUCUGGGCGUUGGAGCUUCGCUCUCCAGUGGCCUUUGCCCCCAUGACCAACGGUCUGUGCUGCAUCUACUUCCCUCACGGAGGUUUCAUUGCCACGGGGACCAGGGAUGGCCACGUGCAGUUCUGGACGGCCCCGCGGGUGCUCUCGUCGCUCAAGCACUUGUGUCGCAAAGCUCUGCGCACCUUCCUCACCACCUACCAGGUCCUGGCGCUGCCCAUUCCCAGGAAGCUGAAGGAAUUCCUCACUUACCGGACUUUCUAAGGUGGCAGGGAGGGCGGAGGCACGGAGGUGAGG
This is a messenger RNA of Manacus vitellinus (golden-collared manakin), 982 nucleotides long. RefSeq names its product WD repeat and SOCS box containing 2 (gene WSB2). Gene Ontology annotation, biological process: intracellular signal transduction. Gene Ontology annotation, molecular function: protein binding. The record is from RefSeq and is a predicted model, not a curated record. The annotation marks the transcript as partial. The transcript is spliced from 6 exons. NCBI's taxonomy places the organism in Eukaryota, Metazoa, Chordata, Aves, Passeriformes, Pipridae.